GGGGAGGGGGUGUAAAUCCCACCUGCGCCCUGCUGAGCGCCCUGUUGAGCGUCAGUUGGUUGCAGACAGCAUGGUGGACGUGAAGGUUGUGUCUAGCCUGAACUACCUCUGUUCCCUUUUGUCAGAAUUGGGAGUUUAUGACCUGUGCACAGAGACCCUAGUCCAAGCAAAGCUGGACUCACCUGGGGUGUCUGUCAAGCUCUGGCGUGCACUCCACGAUCUGGUUCUUCUACAACUGGCGAGGUUCCCCUCAGUUUGUCCCGCAGCGAAGGCCAGAGGAGGAGGAGGAGGAGUAGUAGUAGGAGGAGGAGUAGGAGGACGUAAAUCUGGGAAAAUGGGUAAAUUCACAGGAGCAAGAGCUGAGGGGAUCCCAGCCUGCUGGAUCAAGUCCAGACUGGAGGGACUGUGGAGCUGUCCAGACGGAACAGUGCCGCUGGAUGUCAUCAAGUUUGUCAAGUACUAUGUGUGUCUAUGGGGUUAUCCGGUUCGCGAAGGGUUCUUCUCGCUGCCCUUCGACGCUCGAAUAGGAGGGCGUGAGCUCUUGCUAGCCCUAGCUUGGCUCGUAUCUCACUGCAACCUCUUCAGCAUUGGACUCACUUCGAGAAUUUUCAAGCUUCAACACAGGUCCACAUUCGACGAAGAUGAAGAUGAAGAUGAAGAGGAAGAGGAAGAGGAAGAGGAAGAGAAAGAGGAUGUUCCAUGUCCUUCACCGACGGUGAUGCGAACAAGACUUAGUGCUGUUGGGCCAUACUAUGUGGAUGAAAGGGCAAAGACUGGGAGCGAUGGGCGUAUGCAUUUGGUGCAUAAUUGUGACCAGGUGCACAAGUGUGCCUUGGGUCACAAUUGUGGUUUAUGCGAUGGGGUGUCGAUGGAGGAGGAGGGAGGGUGUUGCGGCAAUGGUAUGGAGAAGGGGGGGAUAUCCUCCUCCUCGUCCUCCUCCUCCUCCUCUUCCUUCUCCUCCAGCUGCAGGUGGGGGGACGGAGAGAGAAGGGUGGGUUCCUUGGUAGGUCGACGACACAAGCAUGGCAGUGCUGAGGGACUGCCAAGGGUGGGGGUAUUGGAGGCCUUGGGGGAGUUUCGUUGGUAUCCAGAUGACAUGAGGGGCUCUCAUCUGGCUCGGUCUAGAAUGGUCCAGGAAUCAGAAGACUCUCAUCGGAAAGCUCCACAAGUAUUGGACAGCUCCUACCCAAGCACCGACGAAAAGGCACUGGCAGAUCAACUGUCAAGCCAGAUUCUAAUGCUUUAUAGAAAGCUUCAUAUCGCAAUUGGACAAUUGGCGUCGCUUGAAGCGUGCUGCAUCAAGCGUUGGGAUGCACUGACUCGAUUACAACUGGAGCUGCGAAAACAAUGGUCACUCUCAGUUCCAAUCUACACUCAGUACGAACUCCUCUUGCUGUGCGACAAAAAGGCGAUGGCGCAGCAUGUGCUGGACCUUAAGAUUGAGCAGGAGGUUCAGAAAGAGGCGGAGUUGUGCGCGCAGCACGAAGCAUCCUUUUGGGAGUGGAUGGAUGGUGUCCUGGAUCUCUGCUCUGAUGAGCAGGCUCCUAAUCAAGAGGGCGUGAGGGGAACUUCCGUAGAUCGAUCAAUCAUGGUCUGUUUAGAAGACGCUGAGUACAUCGGUGGCGGUGGCAGCGGCGGUGGCGAUGGCGAUGGCGGUCGAUCACAUCAAGGCAGAGUCAGAGCCGAGUGCAUACAUACCGUGCACGGGACAGCUGAUCGCACGGAAAAAACAUGGGGCAACCUUAGCUAUAGAAGGAAGGGAGCGGAAACAAUAGGGUGUUUUGGUGAUGCGGAGGAUGGCAUUCAAAGCUUCCGUCAGCCAGGAGUGGUCGCGAAAGAAGAGCAUGCGGUAAGAGGGAGAGGCAAGUCGACGGACCCAGGAAAGGCAACUCGUUGCUGUCUGGAGCUUGGGGCGCUGGAACCGUUGAUCUGUUCUCUGUACGAGGAUGUCGUGUCACAUUAUCAAUGGGAGAGGAGGGGCAACGGGGGAUUGAAGAUCCGGAUACAGAGCGAAGACUGGAGUGGGGGGGAUGGUUGGAGGGGUUGCACGAGCGAAAGCGAUGACCGAGACUGCUGUGCCGAUUCGACGCAUCCAGAGCAAGCCCAGAUGGGUAUUUUGGCAGACCUGGAAGCUCUGUAUGCCGCCGUGAUGGAGGGUGAUGAAGAAGAAGAGGGCUUAGAGGGGGGUGACAGAAAUGAGCUGCUAGCCCCUUCUUUUGGCCCCAAACAAAAUGGGCAUGAUCAUGCACAGCCUGCACAGGACAACCUUAGAAAGACACAAGGCGAUGUGCUUGUCUCAGUCCUGAGGAGCUUGGCGAUGACCAACCGGCAAAAGGAGAAGCAGGGAGGAGAUCAUCAACAGGAGCAGGAAUGCCAACUAAAGAAAUGUGAGGUGGAGGCCUCCAGCAGAGGAGGUAGAAAGCGCGAGGAAGAUUGGGUGGAAAGCGCCAGUGAGAGAGAACCAGAGGGGGAAGCUCAGACUGAAGGAGGAGGAAGGGGAGGAAGAGCGGGGAGGUCCAUAUCGGGGGCCUUCUUUGGUGAUAGUGCAAUGCUGAAGGAAGCACUGGAGGAGGGAUCGAGGUGGGAGCGCAGGUGUCGCCCCAACCAUAAACCCGAGUUCGUGAAAGGGCUAGGCUUCCACAACAGAGACCUGGCAAGAGGCCAAGACAUUACAACAGAGAUUGACAGGUUGAAGGACUUGGUUAGUGAACUGUCAGGCUUACUGGCAACGGCACGUGGCUUGAACAAGUACGUCGAAUCUGGGCUGAUUAAGGCCUCCACUUCAACCUCCAUCCCCUCCCUCCCCCCCCCCUCCCCCACCCCUUUCCCUUAUGUUUAACUCUCCCGAGUAGUUGGUCCUUUCUGUGUCAUUCGUUUUUUUUUUUGUUUUUUUUUUUUUUUAAGCCAAUGUGGACGUGGUUGUGUAGAUGUGAGCAUUACCUGUAUCUGACCUGUUGAUUUUUUUUGUACCUGGACCAAGCGUUUCCAGCUUAGGCCCGGAUUUGUUUUUUGGUGUUUACUUGUCGAUUUUUUUUUGGUGUGUACUUGUCGUAUGUAGUAGGACCCAACCCGCUAAUCAAGUGGACUUGGGCCCUCAACGCUUUUGCUGGUACCGGUUCAGCUUUUUUCUA
Chara braunii is the source of this 3131-nucleotide messenger RNA. NCBI's taxonomy places the organism in Eukaryota, Viridiplantae, Streptophyta, Charophyceae, Charales, Characeae. The record is from the annotation of a GenBank genome assembly.